AUGGAAGCUGAUAGUCUUGGAAACUCACGGAAUGGAGCCCAGAAGUCUGGUGGGCGCCCGAGAAUACAUAUAAAUGACCUUCCCUUUGAAGUACUUAUCAAUAUCUUCUCGCGGUUGAAUCCACUCGAUCUUUGUAAUGGAAGAGUGGUGUGCAAAAAGUGGUAUGAGGCGAUUCGGGACAAGCAUACGUGGGCAGGAUCGUUUUCGCGGAGAUUUGGUUCGAGCAAAGUGUUUCCUUCUGUAUCUGGAUCGUCGGUUUGGAUGACUGAAUAUUUCACCAGGCUUGAGGUGUAUAAAAGAUGGCGUAAAGGUAUAGCCAGACAUACCAGUUACCAAGUUCUCAACAACAAUGAGUUUGCCAUGAUCAAUCACAGCAUAGCUGACUUCAAUCAGAACCGUUUGCUUACCUUUUCUCAAGGAGAUAUACAGAUUUGCAAUCUUCGAGAUGGCAAAAAUGUCACGUAUAUUCCAGGAAACCAGGCAUUUUCCCGCAUUUCCGCCUACUCUGUGAGCUGGGAUUACUUGUUUCUCGGUAAGGAGACUGGGGGACUAUAUUUGAAAAACUUGAAAACGUCUACAUCUUCCACAACUUCACGCACUUCAUUGAUUACGCUUAUAGAUGAUACUGCUGAAGACCUCGAUCCCAUCACCUGUACUGCUUUGAGUUUCUACUUGGAUAAGCAUAGGCGAGAUGUGGAUUGUAUAGCGGGAACAAUGCUGGGAGCUGUGAAAUUUUGGAAUAUUAACGGAACCUUGAAGAAGACACUUGAGUUGAACGACCCUUUGGUUGAGAUCAAAAGUAAUUUCCAAAACGUUGCCGUGGCAUUAUCUCUUUCAAAGUUUUACAUCAUAGAUUUGAAAACGUUUAAGGUCUCUUCAAUCGAUUUGGAACUCACGUUCGUGGAGCAAGACAAACAUCGUUUGUUCAUGGAUGUUGAUUUUGCUGACAGCAAUAUUAUACUAUGUUACAAGAACAGGAUCUGGUUAUACAACUACGAGCGAAACACCAAUUCUUCUGUGGAAUUUGAACCAGACUUGACGAUUGUAAAUGCAAAGAUGCAAACGGUUUCGAAACGAAACCUCACCAAACGAGAUAAGCUGUUGGCAGGUUCUGAUGGGCUAUUAUACGCCAAUAUUUUGUCCAAUGGCACUGUGAUAGUGUGGAAUGUGCGGGAUAUUGGCUCUACUAUCAUUCCCCAGUGUCUUAUAAGUCCUGCGUUUACCAGAAUUUGGCCCGAUCAUUUUAUUCCUGAAGCUGAAGCCACUUCUAUCUCACUCAAUUCCAGCAUUCUUGCGGUGGGAGGACUCAAUGGCUCCACCAACCUCUACAACGCCAUUACUGGUCAGUUUUUAAGAUACUGUUCCGUCAAAUUCCCCAAGAAGCUUUCACAUAUCUACCACAGCAUUACUGGAGUUUCAGAUAUCAUAUUGAAUCCCGACCAAACCGAUACCCUGGGAGCUAUUGUGAUCAUGGACGCAGUUCAGUAUUUCAGUUUUGGCGACAACCAAACAAAAUUUGGCACCAAAGAUAAAAAAAAAUUGAACGUUGGACCUUCAAAUAAGCAGUAUGUCAAACAGUCGAUUCGAGACGGCAUGGAAGAUUACGAUCGCCAGCAGAGUAUCAAGCAGCAACGGGAGCAGCUUGUAGAACGAUAUAAUGGAGCGGAAUACGAACCUGAAGAGGAACUUUCAGUGGCAUUGGCAAUUAGUGAAAGCAUUCUGUCACCGGCCGAAUCUAACAAUACAACUGCAUCGCCCACCGAGGGUUCGAGUUCCGGCAUUGAUGAAGAUGAGCAGUUGAGAAUUGCAUUAGAAAAGUCACUCUACGAGUUGUAA
Meyerozyma guilliermondii ATCC 6260 is the source of this 1836-nucleotide messenger RNA. Its product is annotated as SCF ubiquitin ligase complex subunit. The record is from RefSeq and is a predicted model, not a curated record. Gene Ontology annotation, molecular function: protein binding. The transcript has a single exon. Lineage: Eukaryota; Fungi; Ascomycota; Pichiomycetes; Serinales; Debaryomycetaceae. Bases 1 to 1836 code for a protein of 611 amino acids.